This is a messenger RNA of Halichondria panicea, 2851 nucleotides long. RefSeq names its product mitogen-activated protein kinase kinase kinase 13-like. The record is from RefSeq and is a predicted model, not a curated record. Gene Ontology annotation, molecular function: protein serine/threonine kinase activity; ATP binding. NCBI's taxonomy places the organism in Eukaryota, Metazoa, Porifera, Demospongiae, Suberitida, Halichondriidae. Bases 26 to 2695 code for a protein of 889 amino acids. The transcript has 7 exons. Gene Ontology annotation, biological process: protein phosphorylation.
UGUACGGUGUGUAAAGCCGAGCAAGAUGGAUCUAACUCCAUACCUACUGCAGCGAGUGGAUGGGUUAGAGGGCUCACUAAGGACAGAGGAAGGCCAUGGUGCAUUUGGUGUCGUCUACAAGGUCACUGUCAAUGGUCUACCAUGUAUUGCAAAGUGUCUGCACCAGAUUCUAGUCAAAGAAGUAUCUUAUGACGAGAGAGUCUCAAUGGAGUCCAAGUUCAGGAAUGAAUGCAUGCUCUUGAGCAAAUUAAAACAUCCGAACAUCGUCCAUUUCAUUGGAGUGCACUACGGUCGAUCUGAGAACGACCUUGCUCUGGUCAUGGAACGUUUACACACUGACACUGCGGCGUUUGUCAAGUCUCACCCAAAACUACCCGUUUCCAUCAUGGUCUCCAUCAUGUUGGACGUAUCCUAUGGUCUACUUUAUCUCCACACUCAGACUCCACCCAUAAUUCAUCGCGACCUCACGGCUCCCAACGUCCUCCUCACCAGCGACCUCAGGGCAAAGAUUGCCGACCUCGGAGUUUCGAAGGUACUAAUGGACACUAAUCUAAUUAAACACACGACUGCCCCAGGCAAUGUGAACUACAUGGCUCCAGAAACAAAGACCCAAAAUCCUGUGUACGGUACGAGUGUAGAUAUCUUCUCAGCUGGUCACCUUAUAAUCCAUAUUGCAAUACAAGACUGGCCAAAACUGUACAAGGUGACCGAUCAUCUCUCGAUUGCUCCAGGGCAAACGGAAAUAGCCGAACGUCGAUCGGCUCUCGAUAAUGGUAUGGGAAAAGAUCACUGCUUGUACGAUCUGGCGUUGGAUUGUCUCCAAGACAACCCUAAGAAUCGUCCAACCACAUUUGAGUUCAACAGGAGAGUGAACGAGAUAAGCAUGAAGCACCCGAAGCAACUGGAAGAUAUCUAUCAAGUGGAAGCAAGUGAGGACACUGCGUCAGCCAGAGUGAGGGAACUGUCUGACUUGGCUGGGAGACAACUCGUUGAGAUAGAACAGCUCCAACAAGAGAGGACUGACAUUCUCACUCAGAUAGAAACACACCAACUGGCAGCUCAGAUGUACCGAGAUGACUUUCAGUCUGAGAGGAAGGACAGAGAAACGGCUCACUCUAAACUGGCGGAUAUGGAGGGCCAACGAUUGUCACUACAAAACGAGCUCUCAGAUAGAACACACCAAGUGGAGGAGCUCCACUCUGCUCUGAGAAAGAAGAACAAUGAGGUGUCACAGUUACAGCGAGAGAAAGAGGAUCUGUUGUCACGACUACGGCUCGUGGAGGAAAAACAGAGGACAGUUAGCAGAGAAGACGCAGCCGUGGCACCACUGCCACACAGUUGGAACAGCCUCCCUUCACAGCCCAGUUUGCAGCACUCUCUCAGUUUCCCACCGGACUCCGUAGAACCCAAAGAGUGUCCUGACCACCAACAACUUCCCUCACCCGCACACAUGUAUGUCAACAUACGAGACGAAGCAUCGAGCCGACAACAAUACUAUGCAACCUUGGCGACUAUUCCCCAGGCAACAUCACCAGUAGUGAAUCCAGCACACUACAAUCCUAGUCAAGCUCCGGUGACUCUUCUCACACCACCCGAUAUUCAUCCAACUGUUCCGAUGAGAAAUCGAGCAAGCACAGAGUCGACGAUCAAAUACUCUCCAUUGUCAGCGAGUAAUUCAAAGACACUGCCGCCUAAGUUUAGGAACCAAGGUGGAAAGCUACUACUGGCUGAGGGAGAUGAAGGAUACUUGGGUGAUGUUUUUGGUGGUCGUCCUACUGGUGAAGAGUUGUCUAGACAACGUCACGAUUUUGCCGUCUCGAGACCUGAACCAUCUCAACAACCUCACACACUGUCUCCAGUUACUAGGGAUCGAUCGCACGCAAUAUCGAAAUCCAACUUGGAUUUACCUCAAGGUGAUGUUAGUCCACGGCCACCUGUUCGUCAUCAAAGUUUCAGCAGGGUUCGUUCUAAUCCUAACAAAGACGUUCGUGUCGAAGACAGUAGUGUCCAUCCGUACGAGCGUGUUCCACCAAGAUUUGAUCAAUCUUUGUCCGCUCCUGAUACUACGGUUGACACUAGUCCACAGAGGAGACAGACAGCCUCACCGAUUCUACGUCAGCCACAGAGACCAACUAAUUUUAUUCCAGAGGGAAGAGUCUAUCAGCUCCCUGAUGGGGCCAUGCAGUCAAUGCAGAUACGGUCAAGGACACCCUCUCCCACACGAUCCAGGCAUCCAUAUCGUUCCCAAGAUGAGUACGCCACUAGUAGAACUAAUGACCCUUUACCAGUACGAUCAAAAUUCCGUCAACACUCGGACCCCUCUCCACCUUUGUACGAGAAUAUACGAUUAUCGUCAAACGUCGCUGGUGAUAUACGUUUCCAAAUCAUCACACCAGAUUCUGAACCCGAUACACUCGAAACUUCUAAACCAUAUCAAAACUCGUCGUCAUCAACAGCUGGUAAUAGCCAGACGUCGGAGAAACAUUCGGCAGUUCAAGGUAACGAUUGGUCAAUGUAUGCUAGCACUGCUACGGGCUAUGACCAGCACUGGCAACCUAACUUUCAACAAUCCUCCAUUGAUUUGCCACCUCUCGACCCUAACCUGGUGUGCCCAGUUUGCGCCCAAAAGUUUAGAGUGGGUGAGAUACAGGACUACAGAAGUCACUAUAAGACUUGCCUGAACAAAGCAAACUAGACUACAUAAUAAUUAUACUCUUUUUUAGUUUUAUUUCUACCCCAUUUGUUGUAUUUGUAUAUAAUUUGUUUCUACCCGGACCCACGUGUUGUAUUUGAUGCAAAGAUAAAUUUUAUAUAAUUUUCUCGUGUUACAUCCACUUAUUAAAAUUGAUCA